Spea bombifrons (plains spadefoot toad) is the source of this 1579-nucleotide messenger RNA. It is a transcript of the gene DNAJA2, whose product is annotated as DnaJ heat shock protein family (Hsp40) member A2. The record is from RefSeq and is a predicted model, not a curated record. Gene Ontology annotation, cellular component: cytoplasm; cytosol. Gene Ontology annotation, molecular function: ATP binding; Hsp70 protein binding. Gene Ontology annotation, biological process: response to heat; protein refolding. NCBI's taxonomy places the organism in Eukaryota, Metazoa, Chordata, Amphibia, Anura, Pelobatidae. The coding region runs from base 107 to 1339 and encodes 410 amino acids. The transcript is spliced from 9 exons.
GCAUGAAGUGACGUCGUAGCUCCCGUUUCCGGCCUGUCUCUACGCUUGCUUCCCGGCUCGGUCCCUGUAUCACCGGCCACCUAACCGCAGCACAGACCCCCCAGCCAUGGCUAACGUUGUGGACUCCAAGCUGUAUGACCUGCUCGGCGUGCCGCCCGGCGCCAGCGAAAACGAACUCAAGAAGGCUUACCGCAAAUUGGCCAAGGAGUACCAUCCAGACAAGAAUCCCAACGCUGGCGAUAAGUUCAAGGAAAUAAGCUUUGCAUACGAAGUUCUGUCCAACCCAGAAAAACGUGAAUUGUACGAUCGAUAUGGAGAACAGGGUCUGCGGGAAGGCAGUGGAGGGAGUGGAAUGGAUGACAUAUUUUCCCAUAUAUUUGGAGGUGGCCUGUUUGGCUUCAUGGGCGGCCAGAAUCGGAGUCGUAAUGGUAGACGAAGGGGUGAGGACAUGAUGCAUCCGCUAAAAGUAUCUCUAGAAGAUCUAUACAAUGGGAAGACCACAAAACUUCAACUUAGCAAGAAUGUUCUGUGUAGCUCCUGUAAUGGACAAGGGGGUAAAUCCGGUGCCGUUCAGAAAUGUUCUGCAUGUAGGGGUCGCGGUGUUCGUAUCAUGAUCAGACAGCUGGGUCCAGGAAUGGUCCAGCAAAUGCAGUCUGUUUGUUCAGAUUGUAACGGAGAAGGAGAAGUAAUUAACGAAAAAGAUCGCUGUAAAAAAUGUGAGGGCAAAAAAGUUAUCAAAGAAGUGAAGAUCCUUGAGGUUCAUGUAGAUAAGGGUAUGAAACAUGGCCAGAGGAUUACAUUUGCCGGUGAAGCAGACCAGGCCCCUGGAGUGGAACCUGGAGAUAUAGUCCUAGUGCUACAAGAAAAAGAACACGAGACCUUCCAGAGGGAUGGGAAUGACCUGCACAUGACACACAAGAUCGGCCUUGUUGAAGCUCUCUGCGGGUUUCAGUUCAAUUUUAAGCACCUUGAUGCGCGUCAGAUUGUCGUCAAAUACCCAGCAGGAAAGGUUAUUGAACCAGGCUCUGUUCGCGUGGUGCGAGGUGAAGGCAUGCCGCAGUAUCGCAAUCCCUUUGAAAAAGGGGAUUUAUUUAUUAAGUUUGAAGUGCAGUUUCCUGAGAAUAAUUGGAUCAACCCAGAGAAGCUCACGGAACUGGAGGAUCUGUUGCCAUCCAGGCCAGAGACUUCCAUGAUCAGCGGUGAAACAGAAGAGGUUGAUCUCCAAGAGUUUGACAGCACUCGUGGCUCAGGCGGUGGCCAGAGACGUGAGGCUUACAAUGACAGUUCUGAUGACGAAAGCAGUCACCACGGGCCGGGCGUGCAGUGCGCGCACCAGUAAGCAAAGCUAAAUUCUGAGGAUUUCCUUUCAAAUUGUUGCCUGGUUUUUGUUUCUGCGAUCCAGCUGUAUUGCCCCCAACGAUCCAUAUGAUCUGAUGGACAUGUCUCUUCCUGUAUGUGUAAUUUUUAAAUUUGGUUCUAUAGUAUUUACGGAGUGUAUAAUUUCAACUAACCACAAAAAGCUUUCAUGCGGUUCUGACUGUUCUAUAGUGAAAUAAAGAGAACACUCAAUCCUGAGGAA